ACAGCAGGAUUGUUCAUGGUUAUAAACAUAAAAUAUACUUGGUUAAAUGUCAGUGCUGAAAUUCGUAAAGCAGGCCAACCCCGCCGGCAGCACCCCUUCUCCGGUGUCCGGCCCCCUUCCCCGGUUCCCCCACCCUCAAGUGCCCCGCAGCACCCCGCUGUGCCCCCAGAGGAGGAUGAGGUCAGACGCAGCACACGCCACGAGGUCCGGCCGCAAAAGAGCGGUGGGCUGGUGCUUCGGGGUUGGGGUGGGGCUCAGGUGGGCGGGAUUCCCGUCGACAGCCGGCGCCGCGCCCGAGCACAGCUUCCGCUCACGUCCUCUGAGCUUGGAGCCGGGCGCGACGCCACUCCCAGGAACCUCUGCGUGGCGAUCGCAGUGUUUCCCGGGGACCGGUCGGUCGGCGGACCCGGCCUCGCAGGGCGGAAGUGGGCGGCUGCGGUGCCCGCGGAGCCGCGCUGCGGGCGGGACCUGGCCGAGCUGGAGGGCGCCGGGGAGCGGAGCUCGGGCGGUCCCCGAGGCCCGAGCGAGCGGACUUCGGGGGGACCCGCGGCGACCGCGCCGGCGUCAGGGGAGCGCGGCGGGGAUGGGGCGCCGAGCCGGGCGGGCGCCGGGGCCUCGGCCAUGUUCGCGGGGCUGCAGGACCUGGGCGUGGCCAACGGCGAAGACCUGAAGGAGACGCUGACCAACUGCACGGAGCCGCUCAAGGCCAUCGAGCAGUUCCAGACAGAGAACGGCGUGCUGCUGCCCUCCCUGCAGUCGGCCUUGCCUUUCUUGGACCUGCAUGGGACACCUCGGCUGGAGUUCCACCAGUCGGUGUUUGACGAGCUUCGGGACAAGCUGCUGGAGCGGGUGUCCGCCAUUGCCUCAGAGGGGAAGGCUGAGGAAAGGUACAAGAAACUGGAAGAUCUUCUAGAAAAGAGCUUUUCUCUGGUGAAGAUGCCGUCCCUGCAGCCAGUGGUGAUGUGUGUCAUGAAACAUUUGCCCAAGGUUCCGGAGAAGAAGCUGAAGCUGGUGAUGGCCGACAAGGAGCUGUACCGGGCCUGUGCUGUGGAGGUGAAGCGGCAGAUCUGGCAGGACAACCAGGCACUGUUUGGUGACGAAGUUUCUCCGCUGCUGAAGCAGUACAUCCUAGAGAAGGAGAGUGCGCUUUUCAGCACCGAGCUCUCCGUCCUGCACAACUUCUUCAGCCCUUCCCCGAAAACGAGGCGCCAGGGCGAGGUGGUGCAGAAGCUGACGCAGAUGGUGGGGAAGAACGUGAAGCUGUACGACAUGGUGCUGCAGUUCCUGCGGACCCUCUUCCUGCGGACCCGGAACGUGCACUACUGCACGCUGCGGGCCGAGCUGCUCAUGUCCCUGCACGAGCUGGACGUCGGGGACAUCUGCUCCGUGGACCCCUGCCAUAAGUUUACCUGGUGCCUGGAUGCCUGCAUUCGUGAGCGGUUUGUGGACAGCAAGAGAGCCCGAGAGCUGCAGGGGUUUCUUGACGGCGUGAAGAAGGGGCAAGAGCAAGUCCUAGGGGACCUGUCCAUGAUCCUGUGUGACCCCUUUGCCAUCAACACCCUGUCGCUGAGCACCGUCAGGCACCUGCAGGAGCUGGUCGGCCAGGAGACCCUGCCUAGGGACAGUCCCGAUCUCCUGCUGCUGCUCAGGCUGCUGGCGCUGGGCCAGGGGGCAUGGGACAUGAUUGACAGCCAGGUCUUCAAGGAGCCCAAGAUGGAGGUGGAGCUCAUCACCAGGUUCCUGCCCAUGCUCAUGUCCUUCGUGGUCGACGACCAUACCUUCAACGUGGACCAGAAGCUGCCGGCCGAGGAGAAAGCCCCGGUUACGUACCCGAACACGCUCCCGGAGAGUUUCACCAAGUUCCUGCAGGAGCACCGCAUGGCCUGCGAGGUGGGGCUGUACUACGUGCUGCACAUCACCAAGCAGAGGAACAAGAACGCGCUCCUGCGCCUGCUGCCGGGGCUGGUGGAGACCUUUGGCGACCUGGCGUUUGGGGACAUCUUCCUGCACCUGCUCAUGGGGAACUUGGCGCUGCUGGCCGACGAGUUUGCCCUGGAGGACUUCUGCAGGAGCCUCUUCGAUGGCUUCCUCCUCACGGCCUCGCCCAGGAAGGAGAACGUGCAGCGCCACGUGCUGCGGCUCCUCAUCCACCUGCACCACCGGGUGGCCCCGUCCAGGCUGGACGCCCUGCGCAAGGCGCUAGAGCCCACGGGCCAGAGCGGAGAGGCCGUGAAGGAACUUUACUCUCAGCUCGGUGAGCGGCUGGAGCAGCUGGAGCACCGGAAGCCCAGCCCGGCCCAGGCCGCGGAGACUCCAGCCCUGGAGUUGCCCCUUCCCGCCGUGUCUACUCCGGCUGGGCUCUGAGCCUUCACCUGGGGCUGCUCGGGACUGGGCAAGGCCCCCGGUGGGGCCGUGGUCGGCCAGGAGGAGCUCCCCUGCCAUUGCAAGCACGGACCCCGUCUCUCCUGGGGGUGGGCGGGCCGCUAGGGGGGCUGGGGCUGGCCGAGCGGAGCACCCCCCACCCUGGGACCUCCUGCACGUGGGGCCCUCUUCUGCGCCUCCGCCUCCCCACGAACUGGGUCCUGGGAGGUGUGUGUUGUCCACGGGAAUGGGAUCGUGUUUUCGCUCCUCGUGGGUCCCCAUCUGGUUCUGUGGAGCACAGCUCUGGGUCUGCUCUGCCCCUCCUGGCCGCUUGAACUCAUUCCAGGCCG
Acinonyx jubatus (cheetah) is the source of this 2711-nucleotide messenger RNA. It is a transcript of the gene NELFB, whose product is annotated as negative elongation factor complex member B. Gene Ontology annotation, cellular component: nucleus; NELF complex. The coding region runs from base 16 to 2364 and encodes 782 amino acids. NCBI's taxonomy places the organism in Eukaryota, Metazoa, Chordata, Mammalia, Carnivora, Felidae. The transcript has 13 exons. Gene Ontology annotation, biological process: negative regulation of transcription elongation by RNA polymerase II. The record is from RefSeq and is a predicted model, not a curated record.